CCGGUGUGAGGUUUGGUUGCGCCGGAAACAGCGGUGUUGGCGACGUCUGGAUCUUUGGCCGUGGAUCGUGUUGCGGGUUGGGAACCGCUUUUUCUUCGCACGCCUCGGGGCUCGUUUCCACUCCACAUCUGUGGGCGGCAGCCAUGGCUUCAGGAACUGGAUUGAUCUACAGUGAACAAAUGAUGAGCUAUCAUCUGCUGUGGGAUUUCCCAGCUUGCAGCAUUGAAAUACCAGAACGACUUUCUGCUCCAUUUGACAAACUAAAACAGUAUGGUCUUGUGGAAAGAUGCAUCCAAUUACCAGUUCGAGAAGCCAUUGAAGAGGAAAUUAUAUUGGUUCACAGCUUGGAAUAUUUGAAAGCUGUGAAAUCAACUGCAUCUAUGAAUGUUGAAGAAUUGAAGAGCUUCUCAUACAAAUAUGAUGAUGUAUAUUUUCACCCUAAUUCAUAUCACUGUGCCACAUUAUCUGUGGGAGCAACUCUUCAACUUGUUGACGCAGUCAUGUCCGGCAGAGUAAGAAAUGGGAUGGCACUGGUCAGACCUCCAGGACACCACAGCCAGAAGAAUGAUGCCUGUGGAUAUUGCAUCUUUAAUAAUGUAGCAAUUGCAGCCAAGUAUGCAAAACAAAGACAUGGAACAAAAAGGAUUCUGAUAGUUGAUUGGGAUGUGCAUCACGGCCAAGGAACUCAGUACAUAUUUGAGAAGGACUCAAGUGUUCUGUACUUCUCAUGGCAUCGCUAUGAACACCAGCAGUUUUGGCCUAAUUUAAAGGACUCUGACUACGAUGCAAUUGGAAAAGGCAAAGGUGCAGGAUUCACCAUAAAUCUUCCAUGGAACAAGGUGGGAAUGGGAAAUGCUGAUUAUUUGGCAGCUUUCCUCUCCAUUUUACUUCCUAUGGCUUAUGAGUUUAAUCCAGAAUUAAUUCUGGUAUCAGCUGGAUUUGAUUCCGUUGUUGGUGAUCCUGAGGGUGAAAUGUGUGCUACACCUGAAUGCUUUGCUCAUCUAACUCAGUUACUGAUGCCAUUAGCCAAUGGAAAACUGUGUGUUGUGUUAGAGGGAGGAUACAACUUACGUUCCCUUUCUGAAUCUGUCUGCAUGACUAUCCGAGCAUUAUUAGGGGACCCUGUGCCUCCAUUGGUUGGCCAGAUGGCACCAUGCAUAAGUGCUGUGGAAACAAUUCAAAAUGUAACAGCUGUACAUCAGCCAUACUGGAAAUGUUUGAAGUAUCACGAAGGUAUCAUUAUUAAAGACCCAAGACUCAAGAAAUUGAACUGCUGUACUGAAGAGCAUAAUUUUGAAUUGGAUAUCACAACUACAGAGAAAGAAAUUACAAUGCUUUCCAAAGAGAAGCAAGAUUUUGAUGAAUUCAUGGAUUCCCACAUGAAGAAAGUUCUUGUGUUAACUCCCUCUGUAAGAACUGCAUGGGCUGGUGAUGAAGUGAAGUCGGCAAAGUUGGACCAAUGCCUUAAAGUAGAAGCAAAGAAAACAUUCUCCUCAGCUGGCAUUCUGCUCAGUGCUGGUGAUACUGCAGAACUGGAGAACAAAAUUAUUUUACCGUCGUUGGGGUAUAUCUUUCCGCUCAUUGAUAAAAUAGUCAAGAGAGAGGUUCGAAAUGGCAUUGUGGUAGCCCCUUCAUUAUCAUCUAGUGUUGUGGCAGCACAGUAUAGCAUUACUGUUGGAUCAAGCAGAGUUUUGCUUCUGGUGCUUGGAGAUGCUGAGAUUCCGGAUGAUGUUAAAGCUGAUGAAAAAAUCCUAGUGGUGAACAUAUGUGGGAAACAGAAGGAGAAGGGGAGAAACAAUUACUUUAUCCCAAUUUGCUGGAAAGAGGGUAAUGAAUGUGAUGGGGACCUUCUUCAUGCAACAUUUGAGUUAAUUUUACCUGUGGCAUACGAACACAGGCCUGAACUGGUGAUUUUUGCCUUGGGAGAUAAUACUGGCAUUCAAGCAGUUACACUAGCUCACUUGACACAUUUACUCCAGUUGCUUGCUGAAGGUCGAAUCCUUGUAAUGACCCAGGCCUCUGAUCUUGUGGAGACUUUGACAAGUUCCUUGCUAGGCGAUCCGUUACCUUCAAUAAGAUCUAUUGUUUUAAAUCAAGAAAAUUCAUUUGUGUUGAUGAAACUUACACAAGAACUGAACCAGCAUUGGAAAUUACUUCCGAAGAGUGUGCAUUAAACAGUUGACUGUUUUGAAAUUGCACAUGGAAAAAAAACAUGGAAUAUGCAGAUUCAAGAUUCUGGAAACCAUCGACAUUGAUAUUUUGACAUCAUAUUUUUGAUGGAGAUUGUUAAUUGGUAGUAGGUCUUUAAAGAUAAAUUGAUAUGCAAAAGUAAUUACCUUAAUCUGUACUGUGCCUAAUGUUAAAUUAUCACAUUCGGGGCCAUGACCUAUAGAACUAUUCUGGUGAUUGUGUGCUCUUCCGCAAUAUUAAUCAAUUCCUCAUGAAGAUGAAGUAACAAACACUAAGUUAAUCAACUGAUUAGACAGAAUAUAUAUAGAAUCAUUGUUGGAGUGUAUUUUAGACCUAAAAUAGGUUUAGUCUAAUGUAUUUCAUUAAUUUAUAUUCGUAGUAGUGAUCAGGUAUAGUUUUUGAUUGGAUAUGCAAUACUAUUUGCAUGAAGAAGGGAACAAAUGCAUUAUCAGGGAAUCAUAAUGUUCAGAGCUAUGGAAUUACCUGCUGCUUUUAUGCAUCAUAAAACUGGAAGAACAGGACUACAGAGGGUCCAUUUUUAUAUUGAAAUAUGCAAAGUUACCAUAUAUUAAUUUUCUUUUAAAAUCUAUUCACUGCCUGUUAUGACUGAGACCACUCAUGUUUAUGAUUUUGUAUGACCAUAAUUUCUCCCUGAAUCAUACUGUCAGAUCAAUUAACUAGUUUGAGUUUAUUUUACUGUCACAUGUACCGAAGUACAGUGAAAAGCUUUUGUUGCAUACUAACCAGUCAAUGGAAAUACAUGAUUUCAAUUGAGCCAUCAUCUAAUUGCUGCUAUCAUGAUCUUGCUGUAUGCAAGCUAGUUACCCCAUUCUACUGUGCACAACAGUUGUAACUAGACUUGCUGUGAAGUUUUUCAAAAUUUCCUCAACAAAUAAAGUUACUGUAUAA
Amblyraja radiata (thorny skate) is the source of this 3099-nucleotide messenger RNA. RefSeq names its product histone deacetylase 10 (gene hdac10). The record is from RefSeq and is a predicted model, not a curated record. The transcript is spliced from 21 exons. Gene Ontology annotation, biological process: epigenetic regulation of gene expression. Lineage: Eukaryota; Metazoa; Chordata; Chondrichthyes; Rajiformes; Rajidae. The coding region runs from base 144 to 2174 and encodes 676 amino acids. Gene Ontology annotation, molecular function: deacetylase activity.